Molecule: messenger RNA, 1005 nt
Organism: Cordyceps fumosorosea ARSEF 2679
Lineage: Eukaryota; Fungi; Ascomycota; Sordariomycetes; Hypocreales; Cordycipitaceae
Exons: 2
Coding region: 1-1005 (334 amino acids)
Source: RefSeq, a predicted model, not a curated record
AUGUCGUUCAAGAUGAUGGUGCGCGUUGGCGUGCCGCUGGUCCUCGGGUCUACCGGCUACGCCGCCUCGCGCGUCAACUGGCAAAAGGCCGUCCGCGCCUUUCUCACCGGCCCCGGACGCAGCUCGCGCAUCCUUCUCCUCAUCUUUGUGCUGUUCAACAUGAAGAACAUGCCGUUUGUCUGGACAUACCGCAUCUUUUACCCCAUCAUCCACCACAACCUCAUCCGUCCCGCGCCGGAGCUCGGCCCGCGCGCCCUCUACCGACACGUCAUCACGCGCACGCGCGCGCCGCUGCUCGAGAUUGACUACAACCUGCACAAGUCCAACUCGACCUACUUCGCCGACCUCGACGCCUCGCGCACCCAGCUCGUCGCCUACCUGUGCCGCCCCGGCCUCGCCCGCCUCGCCUCCAACCCGCGCCACCACGUCGUCCUCGACCCGCAGACCGGCCGCCCCGCGCGCGGCGCUCUCGGCAUCAUGCUCGGCUCCGUGUCGUGCAGCUUCCGGCGGGAGAUUGGCGCGUACCGGCCCUACGAGCUGUGGAGCCGGGUGCUCUGCUGGGACCGCAAGUGGGCGUACAUCGUGACGCACUUCGUGCCGGCGGGCGCGGCGCGGCCGACGGAGUGGCUGGACCCGGGGUUCGCGGGGUGCCGCGUGCGCCGCGGGACGGACGCGUCGGGCGGCUGGGAGACGCGGAUGCACGCGACGGCGAUCAGCAAGUACGUGUUCAAGCUGGGGAGGCUGACGGUGCACCCGGCGGUGGUGCUGGAGGCGAGCGGUCUGCUGCCGGCGCGGCCCGGUGGGUGGACGGGCGGCGAGAACGGGCUGGGCGACGAGGAGGUCGGCCUGGGGAAUGUAGACCUCGAGGUGGACGGCGAGUGGACGUGGCAGCGCGUGGAGGCGUCGCGCCGGCAGGGCAUGAAGACGGCCCGGCACGUCCAGGAGCUCGAGGCGCUGCACGGCACGUUUGACGGCGGCACCAACGGCGCCAUCGCGGUGUACUGA